Dalotia coriaria is the source of this 2438-nucleotide messenger RNA. RefSeq names its product N-terminal glutamine amidase tungus (gene tun). NCBI's taxonomy places the organism in Eukaryota, Metazoa, Arthropoda, Insecta, Coleoptera, Staphylinidae. The coding region runs from base 324 to 974 and encodes 216 amino acids. The transcript is spliced from 5 exons. The record is from RefSeq and is a predicted model, not a curated record. Gene Ontology annotation, cellular component: cytosol; nucleus. Gene Ontology annotation, molecular function: protein-N-terminal asparagine amidohydrolase activity; protein-N-terminal glutamine amidohydrolase activity.
ACCCAAUACUCUUUAACAUGUGUAGCAAAACUCCUUUCCAGCAGCCCGCGAGUUCACCCACACUGCCGCAAUCCCGCUCGUAUUGUUUACCCCGCCGCCGUCGCCAGUGCGCUCCGCAUACCGCAGCACGGUGCAGGCGCUCUCCGCGACAAUGCACCCCCGAUAAAUAAUCCGCGUCGCAGCGCAGGAUAAUAAACGCGAGAUGUAAGGUUAGGUGCGCGCCAGCAAUCGAAGCAGGAGAAAGUGCCCGCUCGCUGCGUCGAAACAACCCCGCGCGACAGGAAAUCCGGCCGUCGUCGCGUCUCAGAUGUCGAUUGCGCACAAUGGCAACAAACAACGAGAUCAUCCUGCGGCCGGAGAACGCGCCGAUUGCCAAGAAGCAGCUCAUCAAUUUGUUUCCCAAGCAGGUUGAGUGCUCGUACGUCUCCUGCUACUGCGAGGAGAAUGUUUACAAACUGUGCCAGGACGUGGUUGCGCGGCAUUACAAUGAAAUACACAAGUGCUACGCGGUUUUCGUGUCGAAUCCCAAGAGGACUGUGCCUUUAUGGCGACAACGCGCUGGAAAAGAUGAUGAUAAGCUAGUCAUUUGGGAUUAUCAUGUCAUAUUCCUCUAUCAAGCCGAACCGGAUAAGUGUUUGGUUUACGAUCUCGACUCGGAAUUACCGUUUCCCACCUAUGUGCACAAGUACAUCACCGAGACAUUCCGAACGGAUAACAUCCUGAAGCCUGAUUACUUUAGAUAUUUUCGUGUGAUACCUGCGACGGAAUUCCUCAACGAAUUUGCUUCUGAUCGGCGGCAUAUGAAGCGAAACGAUGGCACUUGGAUUAAACCCCCACCGAAUUAUCCUGCGAUACGAAGCACAACGAGUACACACAAUUUAGAAGACUACAUCCAGAUGGAUGUAACCAAAGGUCCUGGUGAAGUCUUCAGCCUGACGCAGUUUGUGCAGCGCUUCUACAAGCCGGCGACUUAGUCGCCACGCUACGACGAUGGCACCGUCCGUGGCGUCCGCGGCAUGUCGAGUUUUAAGCGAAAUUACUUCAUCUAAUUUUUACGCGCGCCUCUGCUGUUUGGUCGACGGGCAAACGUUCUUUUUUUGCUGCCGCAUUUCGACAAACUAAAAACCAAUACAAUAACUAAUUACCAAGCGAAUUUCGGGCAUUUGGUCGUGUUGGGUCGCGCGUAAGCGAUUUCUAAAUUUCAAAUUCGUAAAUUAAGCAUGCGAUUUCAAUGUCUAUAACUACGAAUAUCGAUAGUACCUUUCUCUUCUCUUCUUCUUGUUAUCUUCUCUAUCAGCUUCACGACUAUUUACGACUUAAAAAAUACAAAUUCUCAUACAUAUGUGGAUAAAACAUAAAAACAAAGUUUUAAAAAUCUAAAACUUAUCAUUUUACAAUGUUAUUUGUGCGUUUAGUGUCUUUGAAUUGAGAUUUUUGGAUGUAAUUCGAUUUGAAAAUUCGAAAAAUGUUUUGAUAUUUAAAAUUUUACGAUUUGGCUGUUGUCUAUACACUGAAAACAAAAAGCGAAUCAAUUAUGCGCCCAUUGAAGGCCCUCGCAAUUAACUUAAACUCAAUAUGCACAAUUAUAUCGAUCUACUAAGACGUUUUUAAACCUAUAUAUUGGAGGCGCCGUCUUAUUGACGCUGUACGCGCUCUCCAAUCACAUGUUAUCUUGUACUUUUAUCUCGUUCACUCUUAAGAAUGUUGAUAAACGAAGCGAGAUCGUUUCGUCUAGGUAGAUAAUUGUAUAUUUGCAAAACUUUUUGGGAAAUCAAUAUAUUGAACGUUAUUGUGUGCUGUUGUCGGUUAUCUAGCUACUAAUUCAAGUUAAAGUUUUAUUCGAUGCGUUCAAACGAGCACAGUAUUUGAAAACGAAUGUUAAUUGCAGUUGUGAAGUUUGCGGAUGUGAUGAGCCGAAUGAAAACGGAUUAUUUUCGAAUACUUUUUAAGACUGCACGUUAUGCCUUCCAAGACAAAAUUUCUUCUUAUACAGAACUUAUAACGAUCUAAGGACACGAGGCGACAAAUAUAUUUAAAUCGACAAAUUUUGUGAAAUUUUUAUCAUGCGCGCGCUCGUUGUACACGCGGGCCGCGUUUUUUACAAGUGGAAUAUUUAUUGAUCUAUAUUCAUUGUAGUUUGCAGUCGGCAUACAUAGAUUUUUUAUUACGUGUAGCUUUAAUUAACAUGAACAAAACUGAAAACAUAGCAAUUUGCAAAUAAUGAGAAAACGUGGGGCCUAAGUCGAUUUGCGUAGUUUGUUUUUACGAUGACAAGUAAUACUAGAUAGCGUCGAAUUUAUAAAAUUACAAUGUAAAAUUACCUACACGAUAUGGUUAUGCGUCUGCAUACUGUGGCAACUUUUUGUAUUUUUGCUUAUAAUGAAAUUAUUGUAUUACGGUUUUCAAUAAAGUGAUCGCAUUGUCUGUUUGCAAAUUAA